CCUACUCCUUCCAGUGACAACAGUCUGACCCACUGUAACACCAAACUCAAGGACAUCCCAGGCCAGCCCAUGUGCGUGUAUCGUACACCAGACAAGAAAACCCUAGUGGCUCUGACAGCGGACAAAGCGACGCAGCCAAGGGCUAAGGGCCCCCCAGAGAACACCAACCCUCGGGUCUGGGAGCUGUCCAGGGCUAACAGCAAAUUCGCCUUUGAGUUUUACAAACAACUGGCCAAAUCAAAGGCAGAUGGGGAGAACAUCUUCCUGUCACCCCUGAGCAUCUCCACAGCUUUUGCUAUGACAAAACUGGGAGCGUGUGGUGACACCCUGCAGCAGCUAAUGGAGGUCUUUAAGUUUGACACCAUCACGGAGAAGACAUCAGACCAAGUGCACUACUUCUUCGCGAAGCUCAACUGCCGGCUGUACCGGAAAGCCAACAAGUCUUCAGAGCUGGUUUCAGCCAACCGGCUCUUUGGUGAGAAGUCAUUAACGUACAACCAAACAUUCCAGAACAUCAGUGAGGCGGUGUACAGAGCCAAGCUCAUCCCUGUCAACUUCAAGGACAAACCAAAGUCAGCCAGAAAGAUCAUCAAUGCUUGGGUGGCCAACAAGACUGAGGGGCUUAUCAGAGAUGUCAUCCCUCCUGAUGCCAUAACACCCUACACCACCCUGGUUAUUGUUAACGCAAUCUAUUUUAAGGGACUGUGGAAGUCCAUGUUUGAGAAGGAGGUGACAGUGAAAAAGGACUUCGAGAAAGUGGACAGAAGCGUCUGCAAAGUCCCAAUGAUGCAGCAACAGGGCUCCUUUCGUUUUGGCAAGUUCUCCAAGGAUGGGGUGAAGGUGAUUGAGCUCCCGUACAAAGGGGAUGACGUCUCCAUGGUGCUGAUCCUCCCACUGGCAGAAGCUACCCUGACGGGUGUCGAGAAUCAGCUGACGCACGAGAAGAUCAUGGGGUGGCUGAAGCAACUGACCUCGACGGAUGUUGAACUCUCAUUGCCCCGGUUCCGAGUUGAGGACUCUUUCAGCCUCACCGACAAGCUGAAGCAGAUGGGCCUGAAUGAUCUCUUCAGCCAAGAGAAAGCCAAUUUGCCAGGGAUAAUUGAAGGAACCAACAAUAACAUUUACAUAUCUGAUGCAUUCCAUAAAGCUUUCUUGGAGGUGAAUGAGGAAGGUAGUGAAGCUGCUGGAGCAUCUACGGUGAUAGUGAUGGGACGGUCACUGCGGCCCAGUCUGGAGAUCUUCAAUGCUAAUCGGCCAUUCCUGCUGCUGAUCCGCGAAGUUGCUAUCAAUGCCAUCAUCUUCAUGGGGAGAAUAUCAAACCCGUGUUAA
Molecule: messenger RNA, 1329 nt
Organism: Hemiscyllium ocellatum (epaulette shark)
Lineage: Eukaryota; Metazoa; Chordata; Chondrichthyes; Orectolobiformes; Hemiscylliidae
Gene: serpinc1
Product: serpin peptidase inhibitor, clade C (antithrombin), member 1
Exons: 6
Coding region: 70-1329 (419 amino acids)
Molecular function (GO): serine-type endopeptidase inhibitor activity
Source: RefSeq, a predicted model, not a curated record